AUGGAGAAGAACACGGAGAAGACCGAGAAGAAGGAAAAGAGAAAAGAAAGAAGAAAAUCUUGCCGGAUGUUAAUGUGCACCCCCGCCACCUUUAGCGGCAAGGGCAGCACCUGUUCGUUGGCAAGAAUAGUGGGCAUCCGCGUUGUAGGCGAGCUGGAUUGUCAAGAGGUUCAAUGGAUCCUAGAGCAGCAGCGCCAGAAUGUGCGGAGGAGCAGGACCAUGCAAAGGCCGGAACCCACAAGGCUCUGCACUCUUGGCUCUUCUGCCCAGGUUGCGCCUGAGUCGGAGCACGAGCAGAUGCCAGAGAUGUGA
Molecule: messenger RNA, 312 nt
Organism: Symbiodinium natans
Lineage: Eukaryota; Dinophyceae; Suessiales; Symbiodiniaceae
Source: the annotation of a GenBank genome assembly